Juglans regia (Persian walnut) is the source of this 423-nucleotide messenger RNA. RefSeq lists its product as uncharacterized. The transcript has a single exon. The coding region runs from base 1 to 423 and encodes 140 amino acids. Gene Ontology annotation, molecular function: nucleic acid binding. The record is from RefSeq and is a predicted model, not a curated record. NCBI's taxonomy places the organism in Eukaryota, Viridiplantae, Streptophyta, Magnoliopsida, Fagales, Juglandaceae.
AUGGCGACACCAUAUCAUCCUCCAACGAGCGGUCAGGUCGAGGUGUCUAAUCGGGAGCUGAAGCGCAUACUGGAGAAGACCGUGAGUGUCUCUCAAACACACUGGGCGCAAAGGUUAGAUGAUGCGCUAUGGGCCUAUCGCACAGCAUUCAAAACACCAAUCAGGAUGUCACCUUAUCGGCUCGCUUAUGGAAAAGCCUGCCAUCUACCCGUGGAGUUAGAACACAGAGCCUACUGGGCAACGAGAACGCUGAACUUUGAUUUACAAGAGGCUAGCAAUAAGAGAAUACUACAGAUCAACGGGAUGGCUGAGUUCUGCAAUGAUGCUUAUGAGAAUGCUCGGAUUUACAAAGAUAAAACGAAACGAUGGCACUAUAGGCAUAUUCUGAUAAGGGAAUUCGAAGUUAGGCAGAAAGUUGUAUAA